GGUACGUCCAUCUCUGUGGUUCGUUACGGCUUCCUGUCUUUGGUGGGAUAUUCAUCAACUCUUCUAAUCGCCCAGACUGCCUCCAUGGUUCUAUUUGUCAUCAACCCACGUCCCUCUUCUAUCUGGCGGGACUGACACCUCUGCCGUCCCUUCGACUCGGAUGUUGCAGCAGACUGCGUCCAACACGCCAUAUCCCAGGUCUACGGUGGACGAAAAGAAACCGGAAAUUUCAGCAAAUCUCCUUUCACGUCGAUUUCAUUCGGAUGGCAGGACUGAUCGGAGGGCAGACUUACAAAUGAACGAAGGUCGAGCGAGCGGAGAGCUUGAGGGUAGUACACUCGGCAGCAGCUCUCGAGAUGGGGCUCAAAAUCAUCCGCGCAGGGCACCGAGCUCAAGUGGCUUCUUACUUGACUCUUCAUUUAUGCCAAGGUCAUCGAGGAGCUUCAGAGCUGGUCAUCGCCCCCGUCGAUCGGAACCCGCCGAUCGCAAGGAGAAGCGCGGCGCCCCCGAACCUGACAUCGCGGCACCUAAGAAGAAGUCACGGUUUCCAUGGAGCCGCCAUAGGAAUUCCCAGGGAGAAAAUGCGUCUGUUACUGGCACUGCAGGGUCUGAAGCUUUUCAACAGUCUCCAUCGAGCCCGUCGGAUGUGUAUCAGCAACGAGACUCCCAUGAAGCAGAAACGACAGACGCAGACCCAGCAGAGAUAGGCUUGGACAAGGACUCUCUUCAAAUUGUCAAUCUGGCUUUGAAUUUGAGCGACUCUAGGAAAAGAAACAGUCUGGGCCGUUCCGCCUCACACCGUGUUUCUGGACGAUGGGCUGCUUCUGGUCCUUCAUCUGUUCCAUAUGUUGCGCCAGCUGCUGUGGGAAGCGUUGGACAGCGUGCUCCUCAGGCACAUAGGUCUCUUGAUGACCCAGGUGCACGACCUGGACUAAAUGAGCCUACUUCCGUGUUGAAUUUACUACCCAACACUGCUGGUAACGAUGCGCUGUCAUACGAGUUUUCGGAUAGCACGUUGGCUCGAGCUGAAAAGGCUCGUCGUCAUUUCGAAUUGUUCUCCGAGUAUCUACGGCUACUUCCUUCUUUGCCUCCUCUCAAGCAGCGUGCCAUAGACACUGCAUCAGCUGCUCCAUCAGGGCAAAGUAACCGGGCCCAUUCACACCGUGUGUACAAUCCUCUUCAGUCUAUUCGCAAUCGCAAAGUCAGAUUCCGAGAGAAGCGACCCAUCAAUACAGAGGCAGAGGGCUGGGAUGAUGUUCGAAAAGUUCAUGAAUGGAUCAACAAUGUCGAGGGGCAAUACAGCCACCAUACUCAUAGCCCCUUCGAGUGCCUGAGCCUCCCAACCUUUCAAUUAGGGGAAACACCAACCUCUCCAAGAGGGUCAGAAGAUGUGGAAAUGUUCGCGGGUUCUCCCCCAUCCAGCUUGAGGCGUGUCAGUCGGACUGGCAGUGUCAAGGCGCGCAGGCCUCGAUUCGACUGGGCAAUUCCGCCGGCCGAACUUCUCUGCGAUGCUGCAUGGACGGAAGACCCUCAGAACAAAAGCAAGAUUGUUGAUAAAGAUGGCAAUCAUCUGUACCCAGACCCAGGAGACCUAGUUUCUCCUGAUGUCAACCCUCAAACAGGACAGAACUUGGCGAAUCGUGAUUCGGUUGACACAGGACAGCCUGCGUCUCAUACCUCUUUUUCUGACUCUCAACAUGGGGCUUCAAAGGUGUCUAAAAAUGUCUCGCGGGGCCGACAACUAUACAGGUAUAGCAGCCCCUCGAACGCUGUGCCUAGCAGCAGUGUGUCUACAAAAGACACGGACUUCGGGCGCCAUAAAACCAGGAAGCGGUCAAUCAGUUCCUCCAACAUGUCUAUUGCGGACGAUAGACACUCCUAUGAUAAAGAUUCUCGCUCUUACUGGAAUUCCCACAUGGAUAGCCCUCAGUUCUCAGGGAAACACCGGCUCCCAAGCCCCCAUGCCUCCCGAGCAAAGGGGCCAAGUCCGCUCCCAGAAGAGGACAAUGACGAUGACCCAAAUCAAAUGCCGGCACAAAGCUCUGGCCCGUCUUCUUAUCGAUCUGGCUGGGCAAAGCAUGAUGAGAAGAGAGCAUCCAUGUCUUCCGUAGCGAGUUAUGAAGACCCAUCUAUCCCACGGAUGUCCUUGGAUGCAAUGGACAGUACAGCACCCAAUUCCCCUGCUGCUCACCCCGGAUAUUUUCCUAGCAUUGCAGUCAAUUUAUCCCCUCCGUCAAGCCGCUCUCCUUCGCCGUCAAAGAGAGCAUUUCCCCGCAAGAUCGUCCAUCGACACGAGCGGAACAAAAGCAAACAUCGAACUAAGGAAUCUCGUGACCGCGUUGAGGAUAGCCCCCUGGACAACGAAGCCUUACGCAAACAUCUUCCACUCGGCCUUUCCGACACUUCAGAUCGGGUAGGAAAGCUUGAACCAAGCCCUAUCCCAGAUAGAGUUUCCUCUUAUCAAGAAGAUCAGCCAACACAUGAAGCAUCCAAAGGCUCGUCCCAACAGGAAUCUAAAUUACGUGGGAUCUUCAAAGGGCCUGGGAAAAUUGCAGGGAAGGUGGGCAAUGAAGUAUCCAAGAUGGGGGAUUACAUAAAGAAAAAAGAUCACCAGCCACACUCUCGACAAUCAUCUUUCGCGUCCAGUGUUUCAUCUGACAGUAGUCUUACGGAUGAUAACGAGGAUGUCAAAGGGGAUGCCAAAGGGGAUAAAAGGUCAGGUCCCAAGGUUCUGCUACGUCAUUUUCCAGCAUUCUUAGACGAGAACAGUCGCUCCCGCAAAGACACAGAGAAACCAGUUACCAAAGGCCCAGGGCAGCUUCCAGCAUUCACAUCUCCAUCCCGACAACAUGGCCGAGAGUCUGAAACUAAUAGUCCCCGUGGUCAUGAGAAAGACUCGCAAGACACUUCAGCCACUCCACGAAACAAGCUCGACACCUAUACGCUGGAUAAACACGCCGGUGGUUCUGGUAUUGGUGGUGCGCUGCAUAACCUCCGGGGUCACCACAAAAAACAUCAAAUCAAAGAUCCAUCUGUGCCCUUCAGCCUGACAAAUCCUCCUGUGACUGGCCUUGCACAAGCAAGAGCAUCUCCAGUGCCACUUUCCCGACAAAAGCGCCCAACCCUGUCGGGCACGACGUCACGUACUUGGAGCAUCUCGGAUCGCAGCAUUACGACAUUAGCCGACUCCGGCAUUCCCGACAAACGAGAAGUUGAACGUCCACGAGCUCUUCUGCUGUCUUCAGGAAUCAAGGCUCGAGAGAUCACUCGUCGUGCUGAGAGUGUGCGCAGCCCACCGCCUGAGUUCCUUCGAAGCUCCCUAGGCCCGAACACUUCCAUUCCACGGGUUACUCGACUAUAUGAGUUUGACUUGGCAGCUCAGAGCUUGGUGCAACGGUUCGAAAAGUCGCAUUACCUCUUCCAUCAAUCCAUGAAUCGGUUUCCCACUGAGACUUCCUCCCCUCUCAAGUCACAAUUGAGCAGCCUUGAAGCUCUGGUCGAACAAUCUCUUACACCACGUGCUCAGGCAGCCGCAGCAGAUGCUGAGCAACUGAGUGUCCACCUUAAUACGACAAGUACACUGGCAGUAAAACAGUUGAGUGAUACCCUCGACAAAGGGCUUCGCAGACGCCGCCGGCGACUGCGCUGGCUGCGUCGUACAGGCUUUGUCAUGCUCGAAUGGGCUCUUGUUGGAAUGCUGUGGUGGGUUUGGCUGAUUGUCAUGGCCUUCAAACUCCUGCGCGGCGUCUUCCGGGGAGCAAUCUCUGGUAUUAGAUGGGUCUUUUGGCUCUAAAUCCGACCUGAUUCUCCGUUCGCAUUAUUUUUUUCCCCCUUUCUUUCAAUCAUGCACCGUCAAUGCCUUUCUUUCUCGAACGAGAUAUUACAUUGUUUACUUCUACACCUGCAUAUAUACCCCUUCUCUGAAGAUCACUUUUGGUCGAUGACAGAUUGCUUUAUACCUGGGCACAUUUCCUUCAGCGCAUGUUUUAAUACUUGAUUUUUUUUAUUAAUAUUCUUGUGUAUAAUCAUUCCAAUGUCUGUAUAUAUUCUCUAUCAGUUUUACUAAUCAAUGUCGAUAUGAACAUUCUGUUGACCUUUGGCGCUUUCAACAUCCAUUACUCAAAAAGC
Molecule: messenger RNA, 4128 nt
Organism: Aspergillus wentii DTO 134E9
Lineage: Eukaryota; Fungi; Ascomycota; Eurotiomycetes; Eurotiales; Aspergillaceae
Exons: 1
Coding region: 161-3793 (1210 amino acids)
Source: RefSeq, a predicted model, not a curated record